AUGGCCCCCCAACCAAGGGCGGCGCAAGUGUCCCCACCCAAGCCUUGGGACCAACAACGACAACAACAACAACCACCGGGCGGGGCGCUGGGCCCCCCUUCCUCAGCGGCAGGGCCCACUACCCUCGCAAGUGGGGCAGGAGGAGGGGAGCGGUACGCCCGACCAUUGUCGUCCCAAGUGUCGCUUCGAGAGGGGCUCCCGGAGGGGAAGGCGCCGCUGCUGUUGCCUCGACGGCGCAGCAAGAUGUGGGGGCAGCAACAGCAACAGCAGCAGCAGCAACAACAGCAAGCGGGAUACGGGACAUACGGAGGCGUGCAGAGCGGUUAUGGGUCCACGGCGGGGAGUUACGGGCCGGCGAAUCGAUACGGAACUGCGGGCGCGUACGGAGGCGCCGGCGGUUAUGGGAGCUCCUACGGGAGCUCCUACGGGGCUGGAGGGUAUGGAGGGUAUGGAGGGUAUGGAGGAUACGGUGGCGGCUACGGCGGCGGAAUGUCCUCGAUGUACGGCGGGGGGUACGGCUCCUACGGCGGAGGGAUGUACGGUGCAAGCCGAUAUGGGACGGGCGGGAUGGGGAUGGGCAUGGGCAUGGGCGGUAUGGACCAGCAGUACUCAUGGCUGCACAGCAUCCAGCACUUCAGUUCGUCCUUGGGUUACCUGACAGAGAUGCUAGGGAUGAACACCCAGGCGAUCGGCUUCGUUUUCGAUCCCCGCAGUACAUUGUAA
This is a messenger RNA of Ectocarpus siliculosus, 723 nucleotides long. The record is from the annotation of a GenBank genome assembly. NCBI's taxonomy places the organism in Eukaryota, Phaeophyceae, Ectocarpales, Ectocarpaceae.